AUCUGCGAGCUUUUUACUUUCCUCAAGCAUACAGAUGGUUCCUUGAUCAACAUCCAUCACGCCGAGGAAGUCUUGAACAUAUGUCUUGACAUACUUGAACGCGAUCAGUUUCAGACGAAAUCAGGAACAGCUCAGAGAGCAUCAGACGGACACGUGGAAUGGAGCUGAGGACAGUAUUACGAUUGCUCGCUUUCUCCGCUGUAGUUACUUUAACAACUACCAGGCCAAGAGUUCAUUGGAAUCCAGAAUAUGGCUAUGAUGUUGAUUACAAAAGAUACAAGGAGAGAGACAAACAUUAUAAGUCAGACGGAGAGCAAGGUCAUGACGAUAGCAGCAUUACAGACCAAACAAACCGCGCAUUGUACCAGACGGAUAACAAAUGGGACGACAAUUAUAGGCUACUAGAUGAAUUAGAUAAACUCUAUACGUCAGACCGUGAACAACUUUUUGAUGACAGAAACAUCAGAGACCAAGCAAACCGGGCAUUGUACCAGACAGAGGACGAGUGGAACGAUAUUGAGAGUGUGCUCGAUGAGUUAGAAGCAGCACUAAGGAGUGAUGAAACCACGGAGUCACCAGCCACUGGUGAACCUUAUGGAUCGCCUGUAACGGACAAACCGUCUGAGUCAUCUGAAUCACCUACCACUGAAGAAUCUUCUGGAUCAGGUGAAUCACGUGCACCUGCCACUGAACAGCCUUCUGGAUCAGAUGAAUCACCUACCACUGAAGAACCUUCUAGAUCAGCUGAAUCACCUUCUACUGAGGAGCCUCCUGGAUCAGCUGAAUUACCAACUAUUGAGGAAUCGUCUGGAUCAGCUGAAUCACGAGCCACUGAGGAAUAAUUUCACCAUCGCAGAUAAAAGUUGUUUCAAUAUCUCCAUUAUUCCCGAUAUCUGUGAUAAAUUAAAAUUGUAGUUUCGUGUUUUUAGUCGUGCAUCUAUCGUUUUGUAGAUGGAAGUCGGAACUAAAGAGAAUUAUUUUUAGUGGGUGACAGUAGCCAAAUCAGACAAUACUUUAUUACCUACCUACCUCAAAGUCGGUGUUAUCAAGUUCCUCUGGUUAGAAGUUCCGUUUUCGGUGGACAAUUUCUCCAGAUUAUAUUAGUGUGGAGGUUAGGCCUAACCGUAGAAAUAAAGCCACGUUCUCGAAUUUCUCCGGCGUAGUGUGGGCAGGAAUUAAAAUGCUUCGUUAAACUUCCCAACUGAAAUGAAGUUUUCUAUCGGAUGGAAAGAUACUACAUGAGCCGCCUGGAACUGUAUAACUCUCUAGGGCAAGCAAAACUCACUGACUCCCUCGAGCAACAGCAGUGCUAACUUGCACGUGAUCAGGUUGUGUGCCUUCAAAACAUGGCACGUGUACUCAAAAGCAAAGGUUUAUUUUUUAUUUUGUUCUUAUUCGGUUAUUCGGAAGUCAACUAGUUACACGUUCACCAAAAAUACUUGCGUACUCAAAGAAAGAUCUGUCAGUAAUUCUGAAGCUCAAAGCGUUGUUGAGCUGUGUUGAAAGUUUCAGUAAUAAAUUCAUGUCGGUUUCAGCGGUAGACACAUUUUAUUUCGGACAAUAGUAGGUAACAGAGUGUUUAUUAUCAGUUGGGAUCUAACAAAACGCUAAUGCCUGUCGCCACGGGAAAC
Molecule: messenger RNA, 1631 nt
Organism: Orbicella faveolata
Lineage: Eukaryota; Metazoa; Cnidaria; Anthozoa; Scleractinia; Merulinidae
Source: RefSeq, a predicted model, not a curated record